AUGUCGUCCGACGCCGGUCAGAUGAUUGAAUACAUCCAAGAUCGCCUUUACCUGGCAUCCUAUGACUCGACUCCGAGUUCUAGAACUCCUUUCCCCUUUGCGCAGGACAUACCCAAGUCUCCAUCCAAGCGAUCCGCGCGGCCCACUAUGACGUCCCAUAGCAAGCGCCGGUCUCCUGUGUAUUUCACCGUCGAUGAUACUCUCCUCUACAAUGCUUUCCACGCUGAUUUCGGUCCUCUCCACAUUGGUCACUUGUAUCGCUUCGCAGUUCUUUUUCAUGAGAUAUUGGGUGAUUCUGCAAACAGUGAGCGACCGGUUGUCUUCUACAGCAAGACUGAUGCCCGAAGCCGCGCAAACGCCGCUUGCCUAGUAGCCUGCUACAUGGUUCUGAUUCAAUCGUGGCCCCCUCAUUUGGCGUUGGCACCAAUCGCACAGGCUGAUCCCCCAUAUAUGCCUUUCCGCGAUGCUGGAUACAGCCAGGCCGAUUUCAUUUUGAACAUCCAGGAUGUGGUGUAUGGUGUAUGGAAGGCCAAAGAGCAGGGAUUGUGCGGACUGCGUGACUUCAAUCUCGAAGAAUAUGAAAAAUUUGAGCGAGUUGAUAUGGGUGACUUCAACUGGGUGACUCAAAACUUCCUCGCGUUCGCCUCUCCGCAACAUCAGCCCGUUGCACCCAUCCCCAUGAAUACACCCGAAUAUGACGCGCUUCCAUCCAGUAUUUCAGAAAUCUGCUCUUCCAAACUUCCGCUCGCAUUCAAGAAUGUUCUGGUCCACUUUAAAUCUCGAAAUGUUGGCUUGGUUGUGCGAUUGAACUCGGAACUUUACAGCCCAUCUUACUUCACAGCGAUGGGAAUCCAACACAUUGACAUGAUCUUCGAGGAUGGCACCUGUCCUCCCCUCCAGCUUGUGCGCAAGUUUAUCAAGCUUGCUCAUGAUAUGAUCACAAUAAAGAACAAGGGAAUUGCUGUGCACUGUAAGGCAGGCCUCGGUCGGACAGGCUGCCUGAUUGGCGCCUAUCUUAUCUACCGCUACGGCUUUACUGCCAAUGAAGUCAUUUCCUUCAUGCGGUUCAUGCGCCCUGGUAUGGUCGUGGGUCCCCAACAGCACUGGCUUCACCUGAACCAGGGCUCUUUCCGCGAGUGGUGGUUUGAGGAUAGCAUGCGGGAGAAACUUGCUCAGGCUGCCCCCGUUACCCCAGCCCGUCACUCGACCAAAAAGCGCUCCAGUAACGGACCGAUCUCUACCCCUCCCAAUAACAGUCACUCCAAACGUGCUGCCCUUGGUGAGAUCGACAACAACACCGAUACUCAUGCCAACCAACACGAGGAAAACCUUCCUGCCCCCACCCCGGGUCAGCCUCGCAAAUCACACCGAAAGGAUUCACGUCACCAUCCCUAUGCUCGGACUGCAUCAGGUGGUCUUGCGGUGGACCAUGACGCUAAAAAUGGAGAGCAGCGUAGCCAACGCGGUCACCGGCUAAGCAAUGACAGCAGUGAGAGUGAAGAAGAGGCUCAGCUUCGCAUGCUGGCCAAGCGGUCAUCCAAGUCACCUGCGGCAGCAUCGACUACCCGGUCUGUUAGCUACUCGGCAACAGUCACUGCCAGCUACACUUUGACUGAUGAUGCUAACGAGGAUCAAGAGAACUGGGUCGAGCACGCAGGUCCUAAGACUCCUUCCAGUCGUAAGAAUACUAGCACCCCUAUCCCAGUUACCAAGGUCCGUUCUAGUCCCCGGCGGGCAACAACCGACAGCAAGAAGGUUGAGCCUCGAGGAGUUCGAAAGACUAGUGCUCGAGUUGGAAGCACAUCGAGCCCCGCUCGUGCCAUCCGAGCUGGCCAGUAA
This is a messenger RNA of Penicillium taxi, 1839 nucleotides long. RefSeq names its product phosphoprotein phosphatase CDC14 (gene cdcA). Gene Ontology annotation, cellular component: nucleolus; mitotic spindle pole body; centrosome. The record is from RefSeq and is a predicted model, not a curated record. The transcript has 3 exons. Gene Ontology annotation, biological process: regulation of exit from mitosis; microtubule cytoskeleton organization; positive regulation of cytokinesis. Gene Ontology annotation, molecular function: protein tyrosine/serine/threonine phosphatase activity; protein serine/threonine phosphatase activity. Lineage: Eukaryota; Fungi; Ascomycota; Eurotiomycetes; Eurotiales; Aspergillaceae. Bases 1 to 1839 code for a protein of 612 amino acids.